AGACACUAUCUCCCAGAGAAGACACAUUCUCCCAGAGAAGACACUAUCUCCCAGAGAAGACACUCCAGAACAGAGGAAGAACUCAACAUCGCAGACACUUGUCUCCAACGACACAAAAUGGGUUCUAAAUACAUCACAGAAAUUGCAAUCUCCACUACCCCUGAAAUGGACCAACAGCUUCAUGACCAAGACUAUGACAAGAUAAAUGUCAACCUCAACAAAGGCACUUCAUCCACCACCAAAGUUUACAUGUGGUACAAAAAGGGCAAUGGUAAACCCAUCACCAGAGUCCAGUUUUCAUUCACUGAUGAAAUGAAAGAUGUCCUGAAAAAAGCAGGGUUCACUGAGCUCCCAGAAAACCUCAACUCUGGAACACAAGGAGACGUCAUCCAGCUGUGGUACUCUAGUGGUGCAAGCCCUAAGUAUGACAUUCCCAUUGAAGAUAUCUUCCUCACCACUAAUGAGCAAGAAGAGGCCCACCAAUUCAAGCUCGGCUGGGAAAGGUUACCAUGCAAUCUGAACCGCAGUAACGCAGGAGAUUUCAUCACCCUCUGGUUGAAGAGAAAGAGUAAGACCUACAUCUGUGAUGUUGCUGCCGCCACCUCAUUCCAACAACACAUCAACCUUUCCAACGAGGGCUACAUCCGGCUGGAUGAAGAUCUCAAUAGAGGUUCUGGAGGAAAACCCAUCUACCUCUGGUACCGUCAAUCCACCACAGUGGGCGGCGGGAUCACAGAGAUGAAAGCAUGCAUCAACCGUGAGCAGGAUUCCAUCCUAGUGGAGCGUGGUUUCACCAUGGUGAAUGUUAACCUCAAUGAGGGAACAUGCGGUCAGCCAGUGUUUGUCUGGAUCAAGAAAAAUGGAUCUCUCCCUAUCAAGGCCUUGACCGUUACAUCCAACCCUGAUGUAACUGGCCCUUAUGACGAGGCAGACUUGAUCCUCAUCGAUAGAAAUCUGAAUGCUGGCAACAGUGGUAUGCCCCUCUACCUCUGGUAUGGCAAAUAAAAACCUGAGUUGGAGAGGUAGAAUCAGCCUUAAAUUGU
This is a messenger RNA of Oncorhynchus mykiss (rainbow trout), 1043 nucleotides long. RefSeq lists its product as uncharacterized. The record is from RefSeq and is a predicted model, not a curated record. NCBI's taxonomy places the organism in Eukaryota, Metazoa, Chordata, Actinopteri, Salmoniformes, Salmonidae.